AUGAGUAGCAUUGACCAGACUUCAAUCGUGGCUCAGAAUGCAUUUACUGCCAUCUCUAUAGAAGGCCUGUUAUAUCGAAACGUCGAAGGCAACACAGUUGAACUGCCCGCGACUCUCCGUCGCAUGUCCCCUCCCCUGGACCUCGUCGACGUUUACCCUCAUCCAAAGAUCACUCCCUUCAGAUACCGUCAGACGUUAGACUGCUGCCUCCCGGACGGUGCUCCGCCACGUAGUCCUUCCAACCUUCCUCCUCCUGGGCACUCCGAACUAUCUUUCAGUCUGGGUCCUAUCAUAGGCUCAGGUCGCACUGGAAUUGUCUACGAUGUUCGCAAUGCCUCUAUCGAUCAUAGUAAGGGUGAUGUCUCUACAGAGACUCCCGGCUACCUGCCUCCUCUGGUGGUCAAAGUCGCUUACAGGAAUCGUUGUCUGUCGCUCGUUCGAGAGGCCUGGUUCUACGAGGAGAUGGAGUGUUUGCAGGGCGCAUCUAUGGCACGGUGCUAUGGUUGUUUUGAGCUCGAUUUGAAACGCGGAUGGCGUCUUCACCCGUGGCGGUACCGCGCAGGAAAGGCGCCCGAUGGUUGCGAGUAUGACAGUAUCCCAGAUUAUGACGAGUACCCUCCUGCUACCGCCAGACGGGUUGGAAUCGCCCCGCAUCCGAUGCUGCCAGAGUUGAUUAUGGAGCGCGAUCGUGUAUUUGUACUUCUUCUCGAGCGGUUGGGAGACGAAUUGUCACCUAGGGUAUACUCUGAGGCCGAAAAGCAGGACAUUCGGGAUAUCUACAAGGACGUCGCUAGCCUCGGCAUCUCGCUUGUAAGCGACGUCCGGCCGAGCAAUAUCCUCGCCGCCCCACCCAGUCCCCCGGGCCUCACCAGUCUUCCGUCUCCCUUGGCCAGUAAAGCUCACGCAUUCCGUCUGAUUGGUUUUGAGUUGGCGCAGAAGACUCCAUGGACGGCAAGGAUCAUUACCGGUGACCAGCAAGAAUGGGUGAACAAUAUGUUCGACUGCCUGCCGUAUUACCUACCCAGAGAAGUUGAUCGCGAUCCUCUAUCUACUUCUUUCGAUUUUUGACGCUUCCCAAGAAUUCCCUAGUGUACUGUCCUGGAUAAGUAAUUGCAGCGCGAUACCCAGCCUCGCAUUCUUCCUCUUGUACAAUCCAGUUUAUGCUUACACAAAUAUCGAUUCUUUU
This is a messenger RNA of Stereum hirsutum FP-91666 SS1, 1186 nucleotides long. RefSeq lists its product as uncharacterized. The transcript is spliced from 3 exons. The record is from RefSeq and is a predicted model, not a curated record. The coding region runs from base 1 to 1068 and encodes 355 amino acids. NCBI's taxonomy places the organism in Eukaryota, Fungi, Basidiomycota, Agaricomycetes, Russulales, Stereaceae.